GGCUCGCUAAUGGUGGACGCGUGAGGCGGCGGCGCGGGCGGCGGAGGGAGGCCGGGCGGGCGGUGGCGCCAUGUCCGUGAACAUGGACGAGCUCAAGCACCAGGUCAUGAUCAACCAGUUCGUGCUGACGGCGGGCUGCGCGGCCGACCAGGCGAAGCAGCUGCUGCAGGCGGCUCACUGGCAGUUCGAGACGGCCCUCAGCGCCUUUUUCCAGGAGACCAACAUCCCUUACAGCCACCACCACCACCAAAUGAUGUGCACUCCUGCCAACACCCCCGCCACACCCCCCAACUUCCCUGAUGCCCUCACCAUGUUCUCCCGUCUCAAGGCCUCCGAGAGCUUUCACGGUGGCGGCAGUGGCAGCCCGAUGGCCACGACAGCCACAUCGCCCCCGCUGCACUUCCCCCAUGCUGCCACCGGCAGCUUCGCGUCACCCAGCUGGCCAACUGCAGCCUCGCCCCCGGGGGGCCCACAGCACUACCAGCCGCAGCCGCCCCUGUGGACUCCGGCACCUCCGUCCCCGGCUUCAGACUGGCCGCCCUUGGCUUCCCAACAGGCCACUUCCGAACCAAGGGCCCACCCUGCCAUGGAGGCAGAGAGAUAAGAGAGGCCCCUCCCCCCUCCCGGAGGCCAGGACCCUGUGGGGCGGGGGAGAGGAUGUCUCCACAGGCCCCCUUCACCCCUUCUCUGUCUGCACCCCCAUUCCCUGAAGCCCUGGAGGGGAGAGACCGGACUCUAGCUGGGCGGAGAUACCCUUGUGCUGUAAGCACAGCUGCACGUGAGAGCUCAUGCAAGCACAGGCACGUGGCGCCCACCUCAUGUGGACCCGGUGCCCAGUGGCUUGGGUGCCCAGUGGACAGAACUUCAGAAAGCAAGCCUUCCCAGGAGGACUCACCACCCUGCCCCAGCCCAGGGGGGUGCUGCGGAUAAUCACAGGUGGAGAUGGUGCGACUCCUGAUUUGGAGCUCCCUGGAGGCCAGCAGGCCUAGAUCCCCACCCUUGGGAAUGCAGAGCCUUCUCCGCAUGUGUUCGCAUAGCUAUGUCUGUAUUUAUACGUGUGUCACUCUUCAAAAAGCAACCUAGUUAAUGGGGCAGCUGGACUUUGCAUGUUAGAGUGAGCCCCGAGCCCCUUGCCCGCCGCCCCUCUCCCCAGGGCCCUGCCUCUACCCUAUCCCCAUGUUAGCCAGCAUCGCUGUUCCCUGCAGAGAAUAGGAUUAUGGGAAACUCCAGGACUCUUCCCACCCACCCCCCAGCGCCUGCCUGCUGGGGCUGCCUGCAUGCCUGCCCCAGAGCCCAGGGUAUCCAAUACCCACUGCCUUUUCCCCUUUUGACAAAAAAGAAGAAAUUCCAAACCACCA
Molecule: messenger RNA, 1358 nt
Organism: Cynocephalus volans (Philippine flying lemur)
Lineage: Eukaryota; Metazoa; Chordata; Mammalia; Dermoptera; Cynocephalidae
Gene: UBALD1
Product: UBA like domain containing 1
Exons: 3
Coding region: 71-604 (177 amino acids)
Molecular function (GO): protein binding
Source: RefSeq, a predicted model, not a curated record